AGAAGGUGGCGAAGCAAUGCUCUCCCUCGGCUGGCGCGUGGCGACGGUGACGCUCAUGGCGGUCGCAGCUCAGGCGUUUGUUCCCAGCGUCGCUGCCAUGAAUCCCACGGGGAUGUCUGCCGCCAGCCCCGCCAUGCGAGCAUCGCCGCAAGGAUCGAACAUCGCUCCUCCGUCCAAGUUGAAGCUCACCUACUUCGACAUCGAAGGUGUAGCCGAGAAAGUGCGACUGGCCCUCAAGGUCGGAGACAUUCCCUUCGAGGAUGAAAGGGUGGAUUUUGCCUCAUGGCAGUCGCUGAAGCCAAAGACCCCGUAUGGGCAGCUGCCGCUCUUGACCGUAGAGGAGAACGCUCCCGUAACUCAAAGUGCUGGAAUGCUGAGAUAUGUUGGUCAUCUUACAGGGUUGUAUCCUGAGGACUGCAUGAAAGCUCUCAAGGUGGACGAAGUCUGCGGUCUGCAGGAGGACUUUGCCAAGGCUCUCGCUCCAUCCAUCUACAUUGACAUGCGCCCGCAUCUUUAUGGCUACGACGAGAACCUGCCUACUGAGCAGCGCAAGGAGAUCCAGAAUAAGCUGCGGAGCAGCCUCAUGAAGGAGGGAGGAGACGUGAGGCGAUUCCUCGGCUACUUCGAGGACAUCCUUAAGGACAACGGGUCUGGUUUCUUCGUGGGAGACUCCGUCACUAUCGCCGAUUGCGCCAUGCUGCCUCAGCUGCGUCAACUCAAGUCCGGCCGGUUGGCCGGAAUCCCGGUGACCAUCGUCGACGAGUAUCCCCACCUUACAAACUUCUGCAACAAAAUGAUGUCCCUGCCUGCUAUUAGUCAGCAUUAUGGGAGCAAGUAAUUUGCUGAAAGAACGUCGAUGCUUCUCAGCGUCGUACUUAUCAAAACACAUCAAGUUUCAUAUUGAAUGUUUGUUGGAUGG
Messenger RNA from Guillardia theta CCMP2712, 919 nucleotides. RefSeq lists its product as hypothetical. Lineage: Eukaryota; Cryptophyceae; Pyrenomonadales; Geminigeraceae. Gene Ontology annotation, molecular function: glutathione transferase activity. The transcript is spliced from 7 exons. The record is from RefSeq and is a predicted model, not a curated record. The coding region runs from base 17 to 838 and encodes 273 amino acids. Gene Ontology annotation, biological process: glutathione metabolic process.